This is a messenger RNA of Fusarium vanettenii 77-13-4, 1464 nucleotides long. RefSeq lists its product as uncharacterized. The record is from RefSeq and is a predicted model, not a curated record. The transcript has 6 exons. Gene Ontology annotation, molecular function: succinate-semialdehyde dehydrogenase (NAD+) activity. Lineage: Eukaryota; Fungi; Ascomycota; Sordariomycetes; Hypocreales; Nectriaceae. Gene Ontology annotation, biological process: GABA catabolic process. The coding region runs from base 1 to 1464 and encodes 487 amino acids.
AUGGUAUCGUUUCAAGAAAAGUCACUUUUAGUACCAAACCCAACCUUUAUCGCGGGAGAUUGGUUGACAGUUGCCCAAAAUCAAUGCUUUGUUGUGUAUGAUCCCGCUACAUCAAAGCCCGUGGCAUACGUCCCUGAUCUAGACUCGCGCCAAUGUGAGCAAGCAGUAGACGCCGCCAAAGAGGCUCAGAAGAAGCUAGCCCUGUUGACUGCCAAGGAGAAAAGUCGGCUGUUGAGGAAGUGGUUUGAUCUGGUUCAGGCAGCAGCCGGCGAUCUUGCCGACAUCAUCACUAGCGAAAAUGGAAAGCCUCUGGCAGAAGCAAAGGGAGAAGUGAAAUACGCGAGCGACUUUAUCGACUGGUUCUCUGGUGAAGCAGAGAGAUUCGACGGCGCGGUCUACCAAUCAUCGAAUCACAAUAGCCGCAUCAUCACCAUGAAACAACCGGUAGGGGUAGUUGGCAUCGUGACGCCGUGGAAUUUCCCAGCCGCCAUGGUGACUAGGAAGGUCGCUGCAGCUCUCGCGGCUGGGUGUCCAUGCGUCAUAAAACCCGCCCCUGAAACACCUUUGAGCGCGAUUGCCCUGGCUCAUCUUGCCCACCAGGCGGGGUUUCCAGCAGGGUCUCUCAGUAUCAUAACAACCAGGAAGCACACGGUGCAAGUUGGGAAAGUCUUGACCCAGCAUCCAGAUAUUAGGAAGUUCUCCUUUACUGGCUCUACGGCAGUGGGCAAGGCACUUGCUGCCCAAUGCACCGGCACCAUGAAGAGGGUCAGUCUAGAGCUUGGCGGGAACGCUGCAGUGAUUGUCUUUGACGAUGCCGAUUGCGAGAAGGCCGUUGAAGGCAUCAUGGCAAGCAAGUUCCGCCUCUCGGGGCAGACGUGCGUAUGCGCCAAUCGUGUCUAUGUGCAUUCCAGGAUAUACGACAAGCUGGCAGAUAUGCUCGUCGCCAGGGUCAAACAGCUCAGACUCGGGCCCGGACAUGACCCAGAGACCACGCUGGGGCCUCUGAUCACCGAAGCUGCCGUUGAUAAGGUUAACAUACAUGUCCAAGACGCUGUAGCAAGAGGUGCGAGAGUGUUGACGGGGGGCUCUCGAGACACCCAACUUGGACCUACCUUUUUCGAGCCGACAGUUCUGGUUGAUGUGGCGGCUGACUCCAGAUGUGCGAGUGAGGAGACUUUCGGGCCCCUUUUGCCUCUUUUCAAGUUUGAGGAUGAAGAAGAAGUCAUCAAGAUUGCGAAUGCUCCUUCAGUUGGCCUCGCUGGUUACUUUUUUACUCAGGACAUUGCUCGUGCGUGGCGAGUGGCAGAGGCUCUGGAAGUUGGUAUGGUCGGGGUCAAUACCGGUCUUAUCAGCAAUGUAGCCUCGCCCUUUGGUGGCGUCAAGGAGAGUGGACAGGGUCGAGAGGGCUCAAAAUUGGGCAUUGAAGAGUUUCUUGAGGUCAAGAGUGUCACAUUUGGACUGUAG